Molecule: messenger RNA, 1151 nt
Organism: Aptenodytes forsteri (emperor penguin)
Lineage: Eukaryota; Metazoa; Chordata; Aves; Sphenisciformes; Spheniscidae
Gene: PRXL2A
Product: family with sequence similarity 213 member A
Exons: 6
Source: RefSeq, a predicted model, not a curated record
GCAGCGCAGUUUGUCUUCUCUCCUGCCUGCGCUCGCAUUCAGGGGGAGCUGGUGGUGGCUGAUGCUCCCGCAGGCUGCAUGGGUUCUGAAAUCUCCUUCCUGCCCGACUUCGGGAUCUUCACCAUGGGCAUGUGGUCCGUUGGUCUUGGAGCCAUUGGUGCAGCUGUGACAGGGAUCGUCCUUGCUAACACUGACAUAUUUUUGUCCAAGCCAGAAAAGGCUACGCUGGAGUUUUUAGAGGAGAUAGAGCUAAAAACUUUGGGAUCAGAACAAAGAACAUUCAAAGCAGGUGAACUAUGGAAGAAGAAUGGUGCAGUGAUCAUGGCUGUGCGAAGACCUGGAUGAUUUUUGUGCAGAGAGGAGGCUUCUGAGCUUUCCUCUCUGAAACCUCAGCUGUCCAAGCUGGGUGUCCCUCUCUAUGCUGUUGUGAAAGAGAAGAUUGGGACUGAAGUGGAGGAUUUUCAGCAUUAUUUCAAAGGAGAAAUCUUUCUGGAUGAAAAGAAGGGCUUCUAUGGUCCACGCAGAAGAAAAAUGAUGAUGUCAGGCUUCUUCCGCUUUGGAGUCUGGCAAAAUUUCUAUCGUGCUUGGAAAAGUGGAUAUAGUGGUAACCUGGAAGGAGAAGGAUUCACCCUGGGAGGAGUAUAUGUGAUUGGGGCAGGAAGACAGGGUGUUUUACUGGAGCAUCGUGAGAAAGAAUUUGGAGACAAAGUCAGCCUUCCAUCUGUCCUUGAAGCUGCUGAGAAGAUAAAACCACAAGCUUUGUAAGCGGAAAAAUAGUUGCACAUGUUUCUGAUCACAGCUUGAAAUGUAUAAUGCAUCUGUUUCUUGAACGUGCAGUUUAAUUGCUUCUUAACUAUUUAGUGAUCACCGCAGAGGAAAGAUUCUCUAUUCAAACAUAGAAAAUGAUGGAAAUCCUCCUGGAUCUUUUUUUGUUGCUUUGCAGCCUUUCAGGUGGUCAGGAUUUCAACUGCUCUUUUGUGUCUGACUGUAUUAAUGAAAGGCUGGGUCUAAAACCUGACCUAGCCUAGAUGUUUUCAGUCAGAGACAGUCAGUUGAAAACCUGUCUACCUAGGGCAGCAAAACUCUGCUAAGGCUGGAGAAAUGGAGUACCAGCUGAGGUUGAAGGAUAAUAAAAGUUUAUGUGAGUGAAA